Molecule: messenger RNA, 651 nt
Organism: Porites evermanni
Lineage: Eukaryota; Metazoa; Cnidaria; Anthozoa; Scleractinia; Poritidae
Source: the annotation of a GenBank genome assembly
AUGGAAAUACCAAACUAUGAUAGUGGUGACAACCCAGAUAAAAAAUAUAAACAGUUAUUUCCUUACAUGCCAUCAGAUACAUUUCGGAUGUUAAUAUGUGGAAACAGUGGAAGUGGUAAAACUAAUCUUUUAUAUCACAUGUUAAUUAAACCUCUACUAUACUAUGAUGAAAUUUAUCUUUACGCUCGUAAUUUAGAACAGGAUAAGUAUCAAAAGCUAAUUCAAAAAAUGAGAGAGUUAAGUCAUAAACUGGGAUAUGACAUACUUCAUGUUAGUAAUGAUGAAAUAAUCCCAGUGUCAGAAAUGGAUUACGAAGACAAUCAAAAACUUGUAAUAUUCGAUGACUAUGUUUGUGAUAAAAACCAGAGACAACUGAUUGAUUAUUUUAUUCAAGGACGACAUAAAAAUUGUUCGGUGGUGUACCUCAGUCAAUCGUUUUAUAAAACACCAAAAGAUAUUCGGCUGAAUUGUUCUCAUUACUGUUUAUAUGAAUUUCCAUCAUCGAGGGAGUCUAAUAGAAUAUCAUCUGAGUUGGGGGUUAGUAAAGAAGACUAUAAAUCAGCAACUAAAAAACCGUAUUCAUUUCUAUAUGUUGAUAAACCAAGAAAACGUAUUGCAAGAAACUUUACAGAUUAUCUAAACAACAAAUAA